UUUCCUGUUGUUCUCUCUCUUAACUAACAUCUGUCCCUCUUCUCUGCAGGGGAUGUGCUUUUCCAGAUGGCAGAGGUCCACCGACAGAUUCAGAUGCAGUUAGAGGAAAUGUUGAAAUGCUUCCACAACGAGCUGCUGUCGGAGCUGGAGAAGAAGGUGGAAUUGGACGCAAGAUACCUGACUGCGGCUCUUAAGAAGUACCAGGUGGAGCACAAAAGCAAAGGAGAGAGUCUGGAGAAAUGCCAGGGUGAGCUGAAGAAACUGCGGAGGAAGAGCCAGGGCAGCAAGAACCCCUCCAAGUACGGCGAGAAGGAGUUGCAGUAUGUUGAGACUAUCAGCAGCAAACAGAGUGAGCUGGAUAGCUUCAUUGCAGAGGGCUACAAAACAGCACUUUCCGAGGAACGUAGGAGAUACUGUUUUCCUGGUGGACCGCCAGUGCGCCGUGGCCAAGAACAGCAGCGCCUACCAUGGCAAGGAGUGCCUGCGAAGUAA
Molecule: messenger RNA, 492 nt
Organism: Carassius auratus (goldfish)
Lineage: Eukaryota; Metazoa; Chordata; Actinopteri; Cypriniformes; Cyprinidae
Product: brain-specific angiogenesis inhibitor 1-associated protein 2-like
Exons: 5
Coding region: 67-492 (141 amino acids)
Biological process (GO): plasma membrane organization; actin crosslink formation; positive regulation of actin filament polymerization
Cellular component (GO): nucleoplasm; cytosol
Source: RefSeq, a predicted model, not a curated record